AGGGACAGGGAGAGGGAAAGAGUGAGUGAGGGAGAGGGAACAGCUCUCUGUUUGUAGAACAGAACAGGACCAUGUUGUCAAGCAGUUGUGUAGUUUGGAUUGGAGCACUACUCCUGGGACUUGGAGCUCCGCUGACUAGGGCUGUUGAAUUCCAACACCAUGGAUAUGAGGAGAUGGUGCGCACUCUAUUUUCCAUACAGAGUCAAUGCCCCUACAUCACCCGCGUCUACAGCAUUGGUCGCAGUGUGGAGGGACACCACCUUUAUGUUCUGGAGUUCAGCGAUAAUCCAGGAAUCCAUGAAAAAAUGGAGCCGGAGUUCAAGUACGUGGGUAACAUGCAUGGAAAUGAGGUGCUGGGCCGUGAGCUACUCAUCCACCUCUCACAGUUCUUGUGUGACGAGUACCAAGCAGGGAACCAACGGAUUACAGAGCUCAUCCACAACACACGCAUUCACAUUCUGCCCUCCAUGAAUCCAGAUGGCUAUGAAGUGGCAGCUAAACAGGGUCCGGAGUUCAAUGGUUACCUGGUGGGCCGUGGGAAUUCCAGAGAUGUGGACCUAAAUCGCAAUUUCCCUGACCUGAAUGCCCUCUUGUAUUACAAUGAAAAGAACAAUGGACAGAAUCACCAUUUGCCCCUUCCAGACAACUGGGAAAACCAGGUUGAACCAGAAACUCUUGCAGUCAUUAGAUGGAUGCAAAGUUAUAACUUUGUUCUAUCAGCAAAUCUGCAUGGAGGAGCAGUGGUGGCAAACUACCCUUUUGACAAAUCCAGAGAAGUCUAUAUAAGAGGCAGGUCUACUUAUUCUGCCACUGCUGAUGACAAGCUCUUCAAACAUUUGGCAAAGAUUUACUCCUAUGCUCACAGCUGGAUGCAUAAAGGCUAUAACUGUGGAGACUACUUUGAGGAUGGGAUUACCAAUGGAGCCAGCUGGUACACUCUAUCCAAGGGCAUGCAGGACUUCAACUACCUAUACACUAACUGCUUUGAGAUCACACUGGAGUUGAGCUGUGAUAAAUUCCCCCCAGCGAGAAUGCUGGCCAGUGAAUGGCUGGCCAACAGGGAGGCUCUGGUGUCCUACCUGGAACAGGUUAAUCAUGGCAUUAAAGGAAUGGUCUAUGAUGAAAAUAACAACCCCAUCAACAACGCAGUGAUCUCAGUCGCAGGGCUAAACCAUGACAUAACCAGUGGAGCAGAUGGAGAUUACUUCCGGCUGCUUUUGCCAGGAACAUACACUGUAACUGCUGAUGCACCAGGCUACCUGCCUUCCACCAAUACUGUGACAGUCGGACCUGCAGAGGCCAUACAGUUACACUUCUAUUUGAAACCAGCACCAAAAGAGACAAACUUGAAUGCGGGGGACCAUCAAGAUAAGAAAAGCUUGUCGGCAGCCAAAGUUCCUCCAGCCAACCUUGGUCCAAGAUAAAAAAAAAAAAAGGAAGAAAAA
Messenger RNA from Tachysurus fulvidraco (yellow catfish), 1445 nucleotides. It is a transcript of the gene cpn1, whose product is annotated as carboxypeptidase N, polypeptide 1. NCBI's taxonomy places the organism in Eukaryota, Metazoa, Chordata, Actinopteri, Siluriformes, Bagridae. The transcript is spliced from 9 exons. The coding region runs from base 72 to 1424 and encodes 450 amino acids. Gene Ontology annotation, molecular function: metallocarboxypeptidase activity; zinc ion binding. The record is from RefSeq and is a predicted model, not a curated record. Gene Ontology annotation, biological process: proteolysis.